Molecule: messenger RNA, 213 nt
Organism: Lindgomyces ingoldianus
Lineage: Eukaryota; Fungi; Ascomycota; Dothideomycetes; Pleosporales; Lindgomycetaceae
Exons: 3
Coding region: 1-213 (70 amino acids)
Source: RefSeq, a predicted model, not a curated record
AUGAGAGGAUAUGGGGAGCUUUUAAGGGGUUCCGGUGAACAUCGGACAUGUAAUCAACUUGAGUACCCUCUUCACAGAUACUUCACGAAUUAUGAAUCCAUGCUACCUACUUCUCGACAGAAUUUGACUUUAAGAUACUCUUCAACGCCUUCCGUGCCUACUUACUCCCUUUCUAGUCUGAGAUAUAGUGAUAAGGACUCUUUCGGCGUGUAA